AUGCGAGAAUAUAAAAUUGUUGUACUUGGAUCGGGAGGUGUUGGAAAAUCAGCAUUGGUAAGUUUAAAAUCAAUUUCAUUUUGAGCUCAAAAUCUCUAUUCAAAAUAUUUUUCAGACUGUUCAAUUUGUACAAGGAAUUUUCGUUGAAAAAUACGAUCCAACAAUAGAAGAUAGUUAUAGAAAAGUAAGUGAUUUUCUGGAAAUUUCAAGAAAAAUUUGUAAAUGUUUUCAGCAAGUUGAAGUCGAUGGACAACAAUGUAUGCUAGAAAUUUUGGACACUGCUGGAACGGUAAGAUUUUUGGGAAAUUGUGAUUUUUGAACAUUAAAAAAACUGAUCGUCUCCCGUAUGAUCAUAUUAGUAUUUUCACCAAGUCUCUCAAUUUUUUACUUCGAAAAUUUAUUCUUCUGGGAUGCUUUAGUUAAUUUUCAAAUUAAAUCUCCAUUUUUUUAUAGGAACAAUUCACAGCAAUGCGUGAUUUGUAUAUGAAAAAUGGACAAGGAUUUGUAUUAGUUUAUUCGAUAACAGCACAAUCAACAUUUAAUGAUUUGAUGGAUUUACGCGAUCAGAUUUUGCGUGUUAAAGACACUGAUGAGGUUAGUUUUUGUGAAAUUCUUUUGAAAAUCUUCAAAUCUCAUUCUUUUUAUAGGUUCCAAUGAUCUUGGUAGGAAAUAAAUGCGAUUUGGAAGAUGAACGAGUUGUCGGAAAAGAUCAGGGACAAAAUUUGGCACGACAGUUUGGAAGUGCAUUUUUGGAAACAUCAGCUAAAGCUAAAAUUAAUGUUAAUGAGGUUGGUUUUUUAUUUUUAGAAAAAGAAACAAUUAAAAAUGCAAGAGAAAAGAUCUGAAUUUUUACCCCUUUUCGAAUCAUCAAUAAUCAACCAAAUGUUUAUAUGAAAAACAAAAAGUACAAUAGGACAAAGUUUAUUUCUUCUUUUUCUUGUUUUUUUUCCAAUUUGAAUAAAAAACACCUGGAAAAACAAAUUAACGUUUAACAAAAAUUGAUCCGAAUUUGAAAUUAAUAUUUUCUCUUUUUUGAAAUGUCGCAAUUGCGACAUUUUCACGUUUAACAAAAAUUGAUCUGAAUUUGAAAUUAAUAUUUUAGGUGUUUUAUUUUUGAAUGAAAUCUUAAAGAAAUUCAAUAAUCUUCAAAUUCAAAAUACUUAACUUAAAUUUCUGAAUUAGCUGAUCUUCAGAAAUGAAAAUGAAUCAUGAAAAUCUCUGAAAAGUUCACUUUUUUAAUAGUAUUUUCUCCUUGAAUCCGAGAAUUUUAAAUUAAAUCGAUAAGGUUAUACAAUCAACAUUUGAAUUUUCCAGGUAUUUUAUGAUCUUGUUCGUCAAAUCAAUCGCCGUUAUCCAGAAUCAGGUCGUCGAGCUGGAAGUUCAAAUAAACAAUGUUGUUCAUGUGUUAUUAUGUAA
Molecule: messenger RNA, 1416 nt
Organism: Caenorhabditis angaria
Lineage: Eukaryota; Metazoa; Nematoda; Chromadorea; Rhabditida; Rhabditidae
Source: the annotation of a GenBank genome assembly